Molecule: messenger RNA, 4781 nt
Organism: Salarias fasciatus (jewelled blenny)
Lineage: Eukaryota; Metazoa; Chordata; Actinopteri; Blenniiformes; Blenniidae
Gene: erbb3b
Product: erb-b2 receptor tyrosine kinase 3b
Exons: 27
Coding region: 27-4301 (1424 amino acids)
Biological process (GO): positive regulation of kinase activity; cell surface receptor protein tyrosine kinase signaling pathway; multicellular organism development
Cellular component (GO): basal plasma membrane; signaling receptor complex; plasma membrane
Molecular function (GO): ATP binding; protein tyrosine kinase activity; neuregulin receptor activity
Source: RefSeq, a predicted model, not a curated record
UCUGGGUAAACAGGAUCCCCUUCAUCAUGGACCAUCGGGGAGUUUUGCUGCUGUGUGUGUGUUUGUCAUGGAAGCUGCAAACGGUAUCGUCCCAAACACAUGAAGAGGUGUGUCCCGGCACACAGAACGGCCUGAGCUCCACCGGCUCGCAGGAGAACCAGUACAACCUGAUAAAGGACCGAUACGACGGCUGUGAAAUCGUCAUGGGGAACCUGGAAAUCACCCAGAUAGAGAGCAACUGGGACUUCUCCUUCCUGAAGACCAUCCGCGAGGUGACGGGCUACGUCCUGAUAGCCAUGAACCACUUCCAGGAGAUCCCGCUGGGCCGGCUGAGGGUCAUCAGAGGAAACAGCCUGUUCGAGAGACGCUUCGCCCUCUCGGUUCUCUUUAACUACCCCAAGGACGGCUCCAACGGGCUGCGGCAGCUGGGCCUCACCAAUCUGACAGAGAUUCUGGAGGGGGGAGUGCAGAUCAUCAACAAUAAGUAUCUGAGUUACGGCCCCUGGAUCUUCUGGCAGGACAUCAUCAGAGACGGCGGCGCCCCCAUCGACAUCCAGCACAACGGAGAGAGAGGUCCCUGUCAUAAAUCCUGUGGAGGUUAUUGCUGGGGCCCAAAUGAGAACCAGUGUCAGAUCUUGACCAAGACGGUGUGCGCGCCGCAGUGCAAUGGCCGCUGCUUCGGGACGAGCCCCAGAGGCUGCUGCCACAUCGAGUGUGCGGCGGGAUGCAGGGGCCCUCUGGACGUGGACUGCUUCGCGUGUCGUCACUUCAACGACUCCGGAGCCUGUGUGCCUCAGUGUCCUCAGACUCUGAUCUACAACAAGCAGACCUUUCAAAUGGAGACCAACCCAAACGCCAAAUACCAGUACGGGUCCAUCUGCGUCUCUCAGUGUCCCACUCAUUUCGUGGUGGACGGCAGCUCCUGUGUGAGCGCCUGUCCGCUGGACAAGAUGGAGGUGGAGCGGGAGGGUCAGCGGCAGUGUGAGCCCUGCAGCGGACUCUGCCCCAAAGUGUGUGAAGGAACCGGUGCCGAACACCGACAGACCGUCGACUCCAGCAACAUCGACAGCUUCAUCAACUGCACCAAGAUCCAGGGCAGCCUGCACUUCCUGGUCACUGGGAUUCUUGGAGACGACUUCAAAAAAAUCCCGCCGCUGGAUGCUAAAAAGCUGGAAGUCUUCCGCACCGUCAGGGAAAUCACAGAUAUUCUGAACAUCCAGUCGUGGCCCAAAGAGCUGAACGAUCUGUCUGUGUUUUCAAGUCUGACGACCAUCCAGGGGAGGUCGCUUUACAAGCGCUUCUCUCUGAUGGUCAUGCGCAUCCCCACGCUCACGUCCCUGGGCCUGCGCUCUCUCCGGGAGAUCAGUGACGGCAGCGUCUACAUCAGUCAGAAUGCAAACCUCUGUUUCCACCACACGGUCAACUGGACGCAGCUGUUCCGGGGUCGCCGGGUUCGCGUCAACAACCUCAACAACAACAGGCCAUUGGCGGACUGCGUUGCCGGCGGCCAUGUGUGCGACCCGCUGUGCUCGGACUCGGGCUGCUGGGGUCCGGGGUCCGAUCAGUGCCUGUCCUGCAGGAACUACAGCAGAAACGGCACCUGUGUGGCCGGGUGUAACUUCUACACAGGCGAACCCAGGGAGUUUGCCAGUCCUGAGGGCGAGUGUGUGUCGUGCCACCCCGAGUGUAAACCUCAGAGGAGCAAACUGAGCUGCAGCGGAGCGGGCGCCGACGAGUGCCGGUCCUGUGCGAACCUGCAGGACGGUCCGUACUGCAUGUCCUCCUGUCCAAGCGGAGUGAACGAUGGACACAAGAGGCUGAUCUUCAAGUAUCCCAACAGGGACGGUCACUGUGAGCCCUGCCACCACAACUGCACUCAGGGAUGCUCUGGUCCAGGUAAAAAUGACUGUCUAGAAACAGCCAGGCUGGCAGUGAGCAGUGGUCAGGUCACCGGGAUCGCGUUGGGAGUCCCGGCCGCUCUGAUCUUCUGCCUGGCGCUGUUCUUCCUGGGCCUGCUCUACCACCGAGGCCUCGCCAUCCGGCGGAAGCGAGCCAUGAGGCGGUACCUGGAGAGCGGAGAGAGCUUCGAGCCUCUGGGUCCGGGAGAAAAAGGCACCAAGGUUCACGCUCGCAUCCUGAGGCCGUCGGAGCUGAAGAAGAUCAAAGCUCUCGGUCUGGGAGUGUUCGGCUCGGUGCACAAGGGAUUCUGGACUCCGGAAGGAGAGACGGUGAAGAUCCCUGUGGCCAUCAAGACCAUCCAGGACGGCUCGGGCCGGCAGACCUUCACCGAGAUCACUGACCACAUGCUCUCCAUGGGCAGCCUGGACCACCCGUACAUCGUCCGGCUGCUGGGCAUCUGCCCCGGCGGCUGCCUGCAGCUGGUGACCCAGCUCAGCUCGCAGGGGUCCUUGCUGGAGCACAUCAGGCAACGCAAGGACAGCCUGGACCCGCAGCGCCUGCUCAACUGGUGUGUGCAGAUCGCCAAAGGGAUGUACUACCUGGAGGAGCACUGCAUGGUCCACAGGAACCUGGCUGCUCGCAACGUCCUGCUGAAAAACGACUACCAGGUGCAGAUCUCCGACUACGGCGUCGCAGACCUGCUCUGUCCCGACGACAAGAAAUACGUCUACGCAGACACCAAGACGCCCAUAAAGUGGAUGGCGCUGGAGAGCAUCUUGUUCCGAAGGUUCACGCACCAGAGCGACGUCUGGAGCUAUGGCGUGACGGUGUGGGAGAUGAUGUCGUUCGGGGCGGAGCCGUACGCGUCCGUGCAGCCGCAGGAGGUGCCGAGUCUGCUGGAGAAGGGCGAGCGUCUCUCGCAGCCGCACAUCUGCACCAUCGACGUCUACAUGGUCAUGGUCAAAUGUUGGAUGAUUGAUGAAAACAUCAGGCCGACCUUCAAGGAGCUGGCCAGUGACUUCACCCGCAUGGCUCGAGACCCGCCCAGAUACCUGGUCAUCAACGUGGAGGGAGGAGAAGCCGUCCCGGGCGAAAUCCACCGUCGGGAAUCGGAGCGAGGACUGCUGGACGCGGAGUUAGAAGACCAAGACGAGGAGGGACUGGAGGUCGGGCUGGCCACGCCGCCGCUCCAGCACUCUCCGUCUUGGAGUUUGUCUCGUUCGCGGAUUAAUUCCUACAGAAGCGGUUCGUCUCAGACUGGACCGGUCGGAUACCUGCCGAUGACCCCGAGCCCUGCGGACAGCUUACGACAGCUGUGGUUUCACAGGUCUCGGCUCAGCUCGGUGCGGACGCUGCCCGACAGGUCAGAGGUCAGGGGGGGCGGCAGGGAGUCGGAGCCACAGGAGGAUGGUCUGCGGACCGGCAGCCUCCACCGGGCCCGGUUUGGCUCGGAGAGGAGCGGCCAUCGCGCCCCCAGCAGCCGACACAGGAAGCUGUCCACCGCCUCCAGCCCGUCCUCCUACAAGGUGUGGACGGCGGAGGCCGAGGAGGAGGAGGUGGACCGCUAUGGCUACGUCCUGCCGGGGUCUCCUGGGACCCCUGAGAGAGCCUCCAGAAUCUCUCAUUCGGGUCGAAGGAACUCAAGACUCAAGAAUAAUCUGUUUCUCAAGGUGAUUAAUCCCACCCAGGAGUAUGAAAUCAUGAACACAGAGAGUGGAGCUCCUCCUCGCUCGAGCAGCGGCGCCUCCUCGCCGGGAGAAGAUCCUCCGUCGGCACAUGAGGCCUGUGAAGGAACCGCCGCUGAGCAAAGAGGCUCCUCUGAAAAACUUCAGCCCAGCAGCGACUUCAGCAGGGAGACGGCGGCGGCGGCGGAGGAGGACCGCGGAGAGGCGGCCCGGGGCAUCGGCAGGUAUGAGUACAUGGACAUCAGGCCAUCUGACCCAUCAGAGGGGGACGGAGCGGCGGCGGAGAGACGCGGGAGUCGAACAUCUGCUAAGAGUGUGGUCCAGACAGAAGACGCAGACCAAACAGUGGAGGUGGCUGAGAAGGAGGAAGAGGAAACAAAACAGAAGUGCCACAACACAAACAAACAAGCCACUCCGAGCGGCGCGCUCAUGCCCGGGCCAGAUGUGCCGACAGCUGGGGGAGAGAAGACGGAGGAGUAUGAGGAGAUGGCCAGGUUCGCAGCAGGGCCCAGCGGGUGGGAGCUCGCAGAGUAUCAGAACCUCCCAGUGAAGGGGAGGGCCGGUUCGGAGGAGGCGGGCGGCGCCAGGUGUUCGGGGAUCGGGGAAUACAUCAAGGUGUGCGCUGGCGUCGGGGAGCCUGGCAGCAGCUCAUCAUUUGACAACCCAGACUACUGGCACAGCAGGUUCUUUCUCAAAACAGAUGCUGUACGCACCUAAUAAUGUGGACUGGGAGAAAGACGCUGACACCAAGAGGGACUUUCUCUUAGAAACUUUGAGGAUUUCUCACAAUUUUUUUUCUUUCUUUUUUCAAAUCAGAAGGUUCUGAGAGAGGAAAACAGAAAAUAGAAACUCUUGAUUUUUGCACUGCCACAAACUGAAGGUUAUUUUACGUCCAUCAUGCAGUAUAUUAAAGCACGUUUGGCAAAAUGUGAAUAUUUCAUUGUUAAUGCUGUGGAAUAAAAACAGUUAUGUACCUUUUGUUUUUAAGCACUGUUUCCAUUAACAAUAAUAAAAAAAAAAUACUUAAAUUAAUCUCGUUAUUUCGCAAAUACCCAAUCAGAUGUAUAAUAUUUGUAGAGCAGGCUUAUUUUAAAGAAGUUUUGAUUCGGUUUUGUGAUUUUUGACAAUAAAAAGUCAGUAUAUCUCUGAAUGCAAUGUUUUGCGGUUAACUGUCUAUUUGUACAAAAAAAAAAAAGA